Molecule: messenger RNA, 795 nt
Organism: Asparagus officinalis (garden asparagus)
Lineage: Eukaryota; Viridiplantae; Streptophyta; Magnoliopsida; Asparagales; Asparagaceae
Product: 26S protease regulatory subunit 6B homolog
Exons: 4
Coding region: 341-577 (78 amino acids)
Biological process (GO): proteasome-mediated ubiquitin-dependent protein catabolic process
Cellular component (GO): proteasome regulatory particle, base subcomplex
Molecular function (GO): ATP hydrolysis activity; ATP binding; proteasome-activating activity
Source: RefSeq, a predicted model, not a curated record
CAGCCCGGGGAUAAACGCCAGAGCCACCCACCGUCUGAUCUCAGGAAUGAAGCAGAUAUGAUGGUCAGUACUGUGGGUAUAAGAUUCAUGGCUUUGGGGAUUAUUUACAGAUAAACUUUCAUCCUUUGGAUCAGCAUUUUCAUCUUCUUUAUUUCGCAUGCCUUGAUUUUCAGAAAGAGUUUUUAGUCUUUGAUAACUUUUGCAAGCACCCAUGAUCUAGUACUUGCUUUCCUCGCAUAUCUCAACUCGGAUACCAUAACGUCUUUGGUUAAUUCAGGGCCCAAAUGUGCUUCAGUAGGUUUUUCGUCUUGCUAAGGAGAGCACCUCUGCAUUUAUAUUUAUGAAUGUGGUUGAUGCUAUGGCUGUAACAUGUUGUGUUGCUCAAACUGGAGCUGACAGGGAAGUUCAACGUAUUCUUAUGGAGUUAUUAAAUCAGAUGGACAGGUUUGACGAAGCGGCGAAUGUCAAAGUUCUCAUGGCGAAUAAGAGAACAGAUACUCUAGAACCUGCUCUUCUGCGCCCUGGUAGACUUGACAGAGAAAUUGAAUUACCUUUCAGGUUCUUUCCCUUUUCUUGAGCCAGCUGUAUAGCCCGAUGGACAUAAAGGGUUAUCACGCUGUCUACCAUCUUGUUCUUGGCCUGCGAAACGAUGGUGGGGACUCGAUCGAAGGGGAACGUUAGAUGCAUUGGCGAGUGACGUUGAUCUUCGAUGCGGUAUGAUCCUACCAGUGAAGGUGGUGGCUGCUUUGGUGACGUCUUCUUCGCGGAAGAUGUUAUAAGAAGAUCGACUGCUGG